Cydia amplana is the source of this 1218-nucleotide messenger RNA. RefSeq lists its product as uncharacterized. The record is from RefSeq and is a predicted model, not a curated record. The transcript is spliced from 8 exons. Gene Ontology annotation, biological process: pyruvate decarboxylation to acetyl-CoA. NCBI's taxonomy places the organism in Eukaryota, Metazoa, Arthropoda, Insecta, Lepidoptera, Tortricidae. The coding region runs from base 55 to 1218 and encodes 387 amino acids. Gene Ontology annotation, molecular function: pyruvate dehydrogenase (acetyl-transferring) activity.
UUUCAAGCAGUUUAUUUAUAGUUUACUUAUUGCAAAAUCUAAAUUUCAGACAAAAUGUUAGGUAGAUGCAGCAAGCAGUUUCAUAACAAGUUCAAAGAUUUAGUAAAAUAUGUUUUGAAACCGAUCCGACAAUAUGCUGCUGAAGCCACGGUACCAAUUUCUCCCCCAGAAGUUCACUGUUUUGACGCAAGCAAAAUUCCAACUGAAGUAAAAAUCACAAAGGCACAAGCUCUAGAAUUAUACGAGAACAUGGUCCUCAUACGGCGCAUGGAGACAGAGAUAGCCAGUCUGUAUAAAGAGAAGAAGGUGUUUGGGUUCUGCCAUCUCUACGCUGGUACGGAGGCGGUGGGCACGGGCAUAGUGGCGAAUAUGAAGCCGGAUGAUAAUCUUAUCACUUCUUACAGAUGCCAUGCAUUCGCCAUGAUGUUCCAAAACAGGCAGAAGAAGAACGGACCGUAUACCGUGAUGUCCGAACUUAUGGGCAAAGCCGACGGGAUAUCGGCCGGCAAGGGAGGUUCCAUGCAUAUUUACGUCCCGCCGUAUUUUUAUGGCGGCCAGGGAAUAGUGGGCGGACAGGUGCCACUCGGCAUCGGACUGGGUUUUGGACAUAUGUACUCCGAUGACGGGGGCGUAGCUUUCGCCUUAUACGGCGACGGGGCCUCCAAUCAGGGACAGGUAUACGAGUCGUUCAAUAUGGCGGCACUCCUCAAACUACCAGUUGUCUUCGUAUGCGAGAACAAUCUAUACGGUAUGGGCACCGCGGCCAAGAGGUCUUCAUCCAGCCUGGAGUACUACAAGGCGGGCAGGGUCAUCCCCGGGAUCAAGGCGGAUGGCAUGGACGUGAUUACUACUAGGGAGAUAGCCAAAGUAGCGAGCGACUACAGUCGCGCCGGUAACGGCCCUAUACUCCUCCAAUUCGAAUGCUACCGCUAUUACGGACACUCCAUGUCAGACCCGGGCACGAGUUACCGCACCCGCGAGGAGGUACAACACGUCCGGCAGUCUAGGGACCCCUUAAACCAUCUCAAGGCCACGCUCACGGACACACAACUCGCGACUGAUGAAGAGAUUGAGGAAAUUAACAAGAAAGCAAAGAAACUAUGCGCAGAAGCAAAGAAAGCUGCGGAUGCGGCCCCCGUGCCGGACGUAAAAGAGCUGUACACAGAUCUCUAUGUGAAAUAUCUCGAGGAACCCAGGAGAAGGACCUGCGUUGGGUGA